Molecule: messenger RNA, 768 nt
Organism: Fonsecaea multimorphosa CBS 102226
Lineage: Eukaryota; Fungi; Ascomycota; Eurotiomycetes; Chaetothyriales; Herpotrichiellaceae
Exons: 1
Coding region: 1-768 (255 amino acids)
Cellular component (GO): cytoplasm
Source: RefSeq, a predicted model, not a curated record
AUGGCAUUCGAAGAGAAGGACCAAAUUCGACAAUUGGUUUGGCCACGAUUGCGAGAGGUUGCCAUCCCCGACUCGCGCUUUCACUAUGACUUCUCCAGCUUUAUAGCAGAUUUCCACGGCUCUCAGGCGGCAACCGAAAGACUGGUUUUACUGCGCUGUUAUAACGAUGCCCAAGUUGUCUUCAUCACCCCGGACAACUGUUUGGAACAACUUCGCUUGCGAGCUCUGGAAGAUGGCAAAAAGGUAUUGGUGACAACCUAUGCCAUCAGACGCGGUUUUUGGCUGCUAGAUCCCGCAGUGAUCGUGUCGCCUGAAGCAAGGAAACUCGCUUGUCUCUUGGAUACCAUGGAACGGCCUGGACUGGGAAGGGCCUUGAGCCUCGCAGAAAUCCAGCAGCUUGGCCUGCGGGUGGAUUUGAUGGUGACAGGUACAGGAGCCAUCAAUCAUCAAGGUAUUCGAUUCGGAAAAGGGCAUGGGUUUUUUGACCUCGAAUGGGGGAUUUUGACCACCAUCAAGACAGUCAGCUUUUCUGUUCCUUGCAUUGCCCUCGUGCAUGACUGCCAGGUGUUGGAGGAGGAGCUGAGACCCGAGGUCUUUGACACGGUGUGCGAUUAUAUUGUCACCCCAACCACGAUUAUUGACAUUGCUAAAGCGGGGGUCGUGUUGAAGAAACCAAUGUGUGGAAUCUUAUGGGAUAAGUUGCAGCCGGGAAUGCUGGAAGACAUUCCUCCUCUGGAAGAAUUGCGACGGCUUCAAGGGAGAGAUUGA